Leucoraja erinaceus (little skate) is the source of this 2779-nucleotide messenger RNA. Its product is annotated as diphosphoinositol polyphosphate phosphohydrolase 1. Gene Ontology annotation, cellular component: cytoplasm; nucleus. The record is from RefSeq and is a predicted model, not a curated record. Gene Ontology annotation, molecular function: bis(5'-adenosyl)-hexaphosphatase activity; diphosphoinositol-polyphosphate diphosphatase activity; bis(5'-adenosyl)-pentaphosphatase activity. Gene Ontology annotation, biological process: adenosine 5'-(hexahydrogen pentaphosphate) catabolic process; diadenosine pentaphosphate catabolic process; diphosphoinositol polyphosphate metabolic process. Lineage: Eukaryota; Metazoa; Chordata; Chondrichthyes; Rajiformes; Rajidae. Bases 295 to 834 code for a protein of 179 amino acids. The transcript is spliced from 5 exons.
CCAGCGAGUUAGGUUGACGGGCGGAGCGGCUAAGAUGGCGGCGGCGGCGGCGGCGGAGACGGUGUCGGGGCGAGCGGUGACGAUAUGAAGAGAAGGAGUGGAUAACCGGCGGGCCGCUUCGUGUCUGCAAAUAACGACAAUAAAAUAAUAUUACUAAGAAGAAAAAGGAGGAGGAGGAGGAUCCCUCGGGGUUUUUUUUUUCUCUUCAUCCCCCCACCCCCCCCCAGCCAAGUUUUUUAAAAAUAUAUAUAUAUUUUAAAUAAUUGAAAUAAGACAGUUACCAAGAAAAUAUAAAUGAUGAAAUUAAAGCAAAACCAGACUCGGACUUACGAUGGGGACGGUUACAAGAAGCGGGCGGCGUGUUUGUGCUUCAAGAACGAGAGUGAGGAGGAGGUUCUCUUGGUCAGCAGCAGUCGUCACCCAGACAAGUGGAUUGUGCCGGGCGGUGGCAUGGAACCUGAUGAGGAACCGAAUGUGGCAGCUGUCCGAGAAGUCUGUGAAGAAGCUGGAGUCAAAGGGACGUUGGGAAGAUUAGUAGGAAUAUUUGAGAAUCAAGACAGAAAGCAUAGAACAUAUGUGUAUGUUCUGGUAAUAACAGAAGUGUUAGAAGAUUGGGAGGAUUCGGUAAAUAUUGGGAGAAAAAGGGAAUGGUUUAAAAUAGAUGAUGCCAUUAAAGUUCUUCAGUGUCAUAAACCUGUACAGGCCUCAUACUUUGAAACCUUCAAACAAGGCUAUUUGGCAAAUAAUGGAACUCCUGUUGUUGCAACGUUAUCUGAAGAUAAGGCCUCAACAUAUGCUGUUGCCAAUCAAAGUUCAGUAUCCAGUAUUAGAUGACUGAGAAGAGCUUCACAGUAAUUGACUCAUCUCCAUCAAGUCCCAAAGGCAUGGACUUGAAAGGUGUUCAGUGAAAGAAUGUUUGAUCUGGUUUGAUUGCUACUAUACAUUGUAUAUGUAUAAAUAAAUUUUGCAUGAAGACCUGUGCAAUGUUGAUAACAAUACUUUAUAUUGUGAUGUAUAAUAUAGUGCUGAAGAUCAAAGCCAUAACUAGUAAGGUUUUUUUGUUAGAUAUUGUAUAUUUUUGAUAGAAUUGUGAAAUUAAGGUACCAGUGUUGCAUCCAAUUGUCUCCCUGGUAUUUUCCUUUGGAAUUCUUAAUUGUAAGGUGGCUUGGAUUUCAACCUAGGGAUAUUUGGAUGCCAAUUCUAGUUCUCUGCAACUUUUUGUAUACAGCUUUUGUAAAUUUUUGGCUGGCUUAUCACAUGCACCACUGCUGUUUACGGAAAAAAAAGGCAAAGAAACAGUUGAUCACUGACUUGUAAUACUUUGUGGAAUAACCUACAAGACACGCAUAAUAACUUUGUUAACUUGUACACAAGUUGUUGAAUAAGGCCUUUAAAACAUUUUUACUUAUGUACAACUACUUCAAGCCAUGCAUAUUGGGUCUUGUCAUCUGUGGAGCAUUGAAUUAUAUUCAAUUGUGCAGAAUACAUUUGUAUCUUUGACUCUUUCUCCUGAUCUGUACUGUUCUCAUUGUUCUACACUGGAGUUAAAGGAUGCUCUUUGUAGGUAACUCAAGAUAUAAACAAACUUGAGAAUUUGGUGUUUUGAAUUUUUUGAUUGUUUUUGUUAUUCUUGCAAUUUAAAAAUGACACUGUAUACUGCUUAAGCACUUAAACCGAUUGACUUUGUCUUUAAGUUUCUACUUUUCACAAAUGCAGAACAAAUUGCCCUACAUUUCUCUUUUUAAAAUAUAAGCAAGGUAAUUUUUUUUUCUCUAAGUGUAGCCCUGUUUCUUUCGAAAUAAGUGCUCUAUAUUGAUCACUUUAAAAUUUGAUUUCUUUUAGGUUUUAUAUUUAAGUCAUGAAUAUAGAAACCCAGAAUUUCUUAAAGAUUAUCAUAGAAUAUUAUCCUGGUAUACAGUGCGGUGACUUAAACUGUUUGUAUCUUGUAGGCACAUACGAGAAAGGUACAUUACUGGAGAAAAUAUCCACUUGCCAAUUUUGGAUGGGCUGCUUUCUUUUAAGAAAGACUCGUGUGUCAAAGUUAGGCUUGUCCUAUCAUCUGCCCCAGAUUCAGAGCGGUGUAAAUAUGGAUUCAUUACUUUUUUGCAUCCUUUCCCAAUCGCAUUCUUUUAACAUGUUGAAAGAAGAUUUGAAAGUUUAAAACCUUUUUACACAGGGUGACAAAGUAGCCCAAUCCUCAGUCAAUGGUGAGGAUUUAAACAAAGUGGAGUAGCAUGCAUGAAUGAGUUUUCAGAGAAGCAUUGCCCUAUUCUCUAGUGUUCUUUAAAAGUGACAGGUGUCAUCAACUGCUUUAUUCUGCUUAAGUACAACCUGAAAAUGUGAGAAAUUAAGUUUCAGUCAAAGUAAAAUUGAAUAGUGAAUUAUACUUCUGACGAGCAAAUAUGAAAAUCUUGUUAAUAUGUAAAAAAAAGUGAAGAAACCAAUGGAAUCAGUUGAUUAUGACCACUUAAUGUUUUCAGCUUUUACCUGCAAUUAAUGCACUGUACAUAAAUGUGUCAUUUUUGGUGCUUUCCUGUAAAGCCUUGGAUGGAAGGGAUAAGUGCUGGCUUUUACAAUAGCCUGUAUUUGUAAGAACAUAGGGCAUGUUAUCCUGUCCUUCAUAUUUUAAUGCAACCUUUAUACUUCACCCGGAGAGAGUGUCACUGGAAAUGUCUUGUUGUUUUACCUGAUUUGAGUGUGAUGAUACACAUGUGAGGCAAGAGAUUGAAGAUUGUAAUAAACCUGUGCCAACGAAUAAAACUCACCAGUAUUUCAGAAA